CCAUACAACAUAACUCUUUGACAAUGGAUCGCUCAACAAAUACGGCUAGAAAUCCGGUUUACGAACCAAUCCGGGAGCCGCGCAGACGCCGCGUCAUAUUCGAGCUGGCGGUCGCACCGGAGCCGCACAUCUCCCCCCGGCCCGAGGACAACGGCGCCGCGUUUCGGCGUUUCGUGCUGGACGUGCCGAAACCGCUGGACAAGCGCCUGCUGAUCGUCUCCCUGUUCAAUGGCGCCGCCGAUGCCAACUUUCGCUCGCUGAUGCUCGAGCUGAAUGGCGGCCUGCAGGAGGUGCUGCGCGCCGAGGCCGAGGAGCAGGCCAAGGCAGCCAAGGCAGCCAGACCGAUUGAAAUGGCGCACAAGGAGACCAGCGUGACACCCUCGCUCGAGCUGGAGGGCGGCUCGACAACGGACACCUCCUCCGAGACGGAGCACUCACAUUAA
Drosophila montana is the source of this 443-nucleotide messenger RNA. RefSeq lists its product as uncharacterized. Bases 24 to 443 code for a protein of 139 amino acids. The transcript is spliced from 2 exons. The record is from RefSeq and is a predicted model, not a curated record. NCBI's taxonomy places the organism in Eukaryota, Metazoa, Arthropoda, Insecta, Diptera, Drosophilidae.